AUGAAUGAAAAAGAGAGAAGUAAACUGAAAGAACUGAGAGUAGAGACCCAGUCAAAAAAUGAGGAGAGAACACAGGAACAAGCAAGAAGAUUCAGCUGGAACAUUGUAGACAUGAAAGUCUUUGUCACUGAUCUAGUGAGGAAAGCCUUACAGAGUGACACAGAGAAGAGCAACCCAUUUACCACCAAAAUUAAGGAGAUCAUAACACUUAAACAUCUUGCUGCUGGAAAAAGCUACUGGGAAAAUGCAGUUGUGCAGUACUUCUGGCAUUGUGAAGAAGACAGCAAGAGGCCAGGUCGGAUGCAGCAACCGCUCAACAGUGAGCUCAUUAUGCCUAAAGAGCAACUCUUUGACAUGUUUCAGCAAAUCUUAGGCAUCAAGAAAUUUGAGCACCAGCUGCUGUUCAAUGCACUUCAGCUGAACAGCCAAGAUGAACAAGCUGCAGCUAUCCGGAGAGAGUUGGAUGGACGCAUGCAAAAGGUUGCAGAACUAGAGAGGCAAGUGUCAAAAUCUGUCAAGAUCUAA
Scylla paramamosain (green mud crab) is the source of this 525-nucleotide messenger RNA. Its product is annotated as calcium-dependent secretion activator 2-like. NCBI's taxonomy places the organism in Eukaryota, Metazoa, Arthropoda, Malacostraca, Decapoda, Portunidae. The coding region runs from base 1 to 525 and encodes 174 amino acids. The transcript has 5 exons. Gene Ontology annotation, biological process: dense core granule exocytosis; synaptic vesicle exocytosis. The record is from RefSeq and is a predicted model, not a curated record.